Physcomitrium patens is the source of this 5273-nucleotide messenger RNA. NCBI's taxonomy places the organism in Eukaryota, Viridiplantae, Streptophyta, Bryopsida, Funariales, Funariaceae. The record is from RefSeq and is a predicted model, not a curated record.
CUUUGCCAACCUAUCCCUGCUCCUGCUAGUGCUGCUGGUGGGUUUCCUCUUGGCUCUGUGCUCGAUCCUCCAACUCCUCUCCUCCACUGCGCCCCGACGCUGAGAGCUUCUUCUAGCCCUACGCGGAUCCCAUCUUGUAAGUAUGUGAUCUCUCUCUCUCUCUCUCUCUCUCUCUCUCUCUGCCUGGGGCGGGACCCUGGUUCUGGAAUCCCUCACUCGUCGUGGUUGCGGGAUUAGGUCGAAAUGUACUGGUGUCAUGUGAUGCGUUGGUUUGAUGUCAUGUAUGGUGAGUGUGGGCAUCGUCCCGGGUAUAAGGAAUAUGAGAAGGAGAACAGGGUCGGGGGAGGGGAGGGGGUGGGGGGUUGGGUGUGGGAUCCUGUCGGUAGUAAGAUUUGGUUUUCAAACUCAUGGGGCAAAUCAGUGCCUGGAUGCUAUUAUUGGGAUAUUUUCAAACCCGUCUAGAUCCACUCAAGUCUCCCCUGUCUACGGGUGUGCCCACAUAUAUGUAUAUAUGUCUUCGUUGCUGGCCAGCAAUCACAGAAACUGAGGUUCAGGUUAUGGAAGCCGAGGCAGUGUUUCGUCGACCGACUUGGAGAUGUGGUCGAGAUUCCGAGCGUGGUUCCGUCUAAAAUGUGCAAGGCUGAGGCCUCGUACUUGGACGCACUUCACACCGGCUUCAAAAAGGGGUACUGGAGUAAAUUCCUUCAAGAGGAACAAGGAUUCCAUUAGUUACUGAAGCUUGUAAACAGAAGUAUGCGAUUCUGAGAGGACGGUAUGCAUGUUCCAGCAGUUCCAGCAUGAGUCGGAAAGGAGACCUUGAAAACGACAUGUAUUGGUUUGAAGAGUUGCGCAAGUUGAGAGUUGCCCACUUGAAACGGGAGCUUGAACAGUAUGAUGGGUCGAUCGGGACACUUCAGGUUAAGAUAAAGAGAUUAAAGGCUGAAAAGGCACGCGAUACAUCUGUAAGCAAGCAGCUUAGAAAAAGUCUCCCGAGUUCUCAAGUCAUUAAUUAUGUAUAUGGAGGUUUAACUUGUGAAACGGGACUUCAGACAUUGGAUGACGGAAGCUCCGAAGUUGAACGCAAACAGUUACAUAGCAAUCCUGUCGUUCGGGAAUCAGAAAGAGUUUCACAGAAACGUACAUCUCAAACAGCUUCCAGUUUGCAUCAUCAGCUCUCUGGGGAGGAUGAGCGACGACCAAAUGCUACCCAAGAUCUCCCAGAUAGCUCUCCGGCAUGCGUGGAUGUGGCGGCUAGUACUCGUGUAACAAAUACUUCUCCUCUAAAUAGCAUUGAACAAGGUAGCAUUGAUGAAGAAGACGAUAGGAUGUUUGACGCUGUCCAUUCUCCAUCUGAAACUGAACAUGGCGAAAUCCCUGCUGUAUCAGGGACUGCAGCAGCAAAUGUUUUGCAGGAAGUGAUAGCAGACAAGGUAAAAACCUCUACGGAGUGUGAUCUCCCAGAAUUUGUUAAUCGUCCUUGUGGAGAUCAAUCGAUGGACUUGUCGACGGAUGUCUCGAUCACUUGUGAAGUAGCGGAUGUUGAGUUACAUGGUCAAGAUAUUGACGUAAUCAACGCAAGUAACCUGGUUGAGCAGGUAGGCUAUCAAGAAAAACCAGUGGAAAUAGUUGUGGUGGAUGGUGGAGUUGAUACGUUUCAAGCUGAUUCUGGUCACAGCCGAUUAGAUGAAGUCUUAGUGACAAAUGACGAUUCAGUACUGCGCACGGAAACCAACAAAAACAAUAGUUUGGAAUGUGACGAAGGGGUAACCCACGUAAGAAGAGACUCUGUGGAUUUGUUCACCGACCUGUCCAGUCAGCAGGCUGAACCUUCAGGAAAGAUUGAAAAUUCUGGAGAUCGGCAAGGGAUGCCUGUUGAAGGUGGAGACCACGACUUCCAGUUAAACAAAGAGCAAGACUCUGAUGUACUGGAAGGGGACCAAACCCUAAUUGCCGAGAAGGAUCACACCCCAAUUCUAGGAAUAGGCGUCGACAAGCCAGUAAGUUUUGCCUAUGCUAAGCGUAGAGCACGACUGGAGCGUUCUGAUAAUGUUACUCCUCCUGCUGUACAGUCAGUUGACGAAGCUAUCGAUUCAACCUUAAUCGUUGCUACGGUUCCAGAGGGACUGAACAAGGGUGGGGCUUCAACUACACUCGUUGAGCUUGUCCCUUGCCAGCAGAAGCACCUCUAUCCUGAAGUGUGUGAUUCCGUGGAAGUUAGUUCCACUCCGCACGCAGUGAAGAAGUCUGAAACCUUGGGUGCUGAGAAUAGAGACCUUGGUCAGUCUUCUGACAGUAAAUUGAUGUAUAGCGUUACUUCGCCGAAGGAGUCAGAAAAAUUAGAUGUUUCCUCAGUGGUUCCAAUUGUAUCUACUGUAAAGUCUGAAAGUAGUAAAGGUGGUGCAAUUACCAUCUUCGUGAAACAGAACUCAAAGGGAUCUACUCGUGAAAAUUCUGGACUCUUGUCUGUAGCUGAGGAGGGUAAAGAAAGUCCGAUUGUCGAAGGACAAAUAGUUAUUGCCCUGGAUGGUCCAGAUGAGACAGUUUCUAGCCCCAAAAGUGCCUCUGGUAUUCCUCGUAGCGCUGGAGUUGAAGAGACGUGUCCAACGAUUGUACAAAUUAGAUCAGAUGUAGUCGAUGUUUUAGAAGCCUCUGGCGUGGAAGAGCAGCACAAUACCUCUGCGCGACACAGUAGUGAUAUCGGCAGCCGUGAGCUGAUGGAAGGGGAGGGGGCCCAUGAGUCACCUGCGAACGCAACGGGCUCGCUGGAGAGAAAUCACGAAAUAGGACAGGAAAAUGCUUCUGAAUCUACAUUAUUGGGUAUAGAAAUGGUUCACACUUCUGACGUGGCAACGAGCACAUCUGUGUUAUCGGAGACUCCCAAAGGUAAACCUGCGGGUAGUCAGGCCCCUGGUCUUAAACUGGACAUUGAUACUGAGAUGACGGAAGGAACUGCAACUGGUAAUGACAUGCAGCUAAGCAACUCAGAAAGCCAUCUCAAGCGAGUCUUGGUACAAUCCUCUUUAGAAUCUGCAGCAAGUGAUGAUAUAGAAGCCUCAAAGGACGUUGCGUCAGUUGCGGAUCAGGACAUUCUUAUGAAUACCAGUGCGGAAAUGCAUGUGCAAUCCAGCGAGAGACGUGAUGUUACUGGCAACACGGAUUUGCAAAUCCCUUCGGGUCUAAUGCUUGAACAAGCACAAUCUGUAUCUCAUGUAGCUGAAGUUGUAGGUCAUCAAUCCAGUGACAGCUCUAUGGAGGUGGAUAAGUGCCCUAUGCCUUCAAUCUCUGAACCUGAAAACUUAGCGAUCGCGAAACCUGAUCUAGAGCUUACUGUCAACAUCGGCCAAGAUGCUACAGACCCUUACGACCCCUCUCUUGAAAGCACUCCCAAAGUGCCCAAGAUAAUUGUAGACAUGGGGUUGGAAUACACAAAGGAGGAACUCUCAGGGGUGGAUUCAGAUGCUGAACCCAACAGCCCAGUGGAAUCCCUUGCAGGCGGUUUAGACACAAAGGUUCCUUCCAGUCGUGAAGGAAGCGGCAGUGUUCAAGACCAAGACAAGGACGGAGGUGGUGGUCGUAAGAGAGAACGAACUCGUGGAAUUCGGGAAUGUGUGGAUAGCGAUGUGGAGAAAAGUGAGGCUGCAUCUCCUGUAAAUGGAGAUGAUCAAAUGUCUCCAUCCAGCAGACGUUCUCGGAAGGAACCUCGUGUUUCUGAAAAGCUUUUGCCCCUUCUUGAUGUUCUUCGCAAAUUCUUCAAUCACAAGUCAGCUGUACAUUUCAAAGGGAGGCAAGAGGAUUCUAGGUAUAGUUCGUUGAUUCGAAGACAUUUGGAUCUGACAAUUGUACGUGCACGGUUGAAGGAAGGUGCAUAUUCAGUCAGUAGUGAGUUUUUUCGUGACCUACUACUGAUAUUCAACAAUGCGAUGGUAUUUUACCCUCGGACAUCGAUUGAGUUUCAAGCCGCAAAAGUGCUCUUGGCUGAAGCAACAAAAGAGAUGCACAGAAUCUUUCAAGCAGAAGCUCUAAUGAAGCAGGAUACAACUGCCAUUCGGACAAGGGAGGUUAAGAAACGAGUAGCGCCUGCAAAGGUUGUGGCACCAUCAAAUGAUGGAGGUUCUGCAGCUAAAUUUGCUAGUUCCAGUUCACCACUCACAAGUCUGCCUGGUAGUGGCAGUAGGAAAAGAACAAGUUCUCGAUUGAGAUUGGUUGAAACACCCACCAACUCUCAAUCAGAGGGUGGAGCAGCACGGAGCGGAAGUGUUCACGUUGCAGGUGGUCGAAGUUCAAGUCGUGCUGACGAUGCAGAGACAUUUCAAGAGAACGAUCAGGAGGUUAAUGGCGGGUUGGAAGACAGGCAGAAGUCACAGAAAGGAAGUGGCUCUAACAGCAGGGGCAAAGCACCCCGAGAGGAGUUACUGGAGGGCAUUCUUUUGAAAACUGCAGCCAAUAAGGGUCUGGGUAGGCCAAAGUUGAGCGAGGUGAAAGAAGAGGAACCAACUCCAAACAGGCCAACAGUACCUUUGAAGGGAACAGCGGAAGGGAAACUAAAGGCUAAUUCAGAAACCGCUAGAAUUAGAGAACCAGAAAAAGACAAGGUUCGAGGGAAACAGGUUAGAGGAACUCAGAAAGACGAGACAAAGCCUGUACCAAAGUCAAGAGCUGCAACAACUGCUCGUGGGGUACUCAAUUCUCAUGACAUCAGUUCUCUAGCCGUUGGACGGCCCUCCAGAGGUGGGAGAAAGCCUGGCAACCUUGCCAAGGAACCUCUCCGACCAUCCGAACAAGAUGCCAAGAAGCGAAUCAGAAACUGAAUUUUCCUUCAAGGUACUCCGUCAUUUGUACAAAGAAAAACGGAGGUGUAGUGGAUAAACUUAAUACAAGACUGCAAAUUUAAGGCAUGUCGAACAUUGUGCUGGGCGGGCUUGAUCAUGUAUCAUAUCCCAAGUAACAUUUCAUGGGUUUCUGUGACUACGGAAGUGCCAACGCAUCUUCUAGCGAGAACCUUGCAGUGAAUCGAUUAAAAGGUUAUUGUAGUCUUUUGUAGGUUCUUACAACUCAAGCAGCAACCAGGCUUGAUUGAGGGAACAUUAAGCUUCCGUCUUGAAGACCCUGGAAAAUCAAAAUAUGGUUGUAAAGGGUUGUGACAAGUACUGAAGUGACUUGUCUGGUCCCCGCACCCCCGCCCCUUCCUUUAUUUUGUCUCCUUUUACUGUACCCCAAUUGAACAUUUUUACAUGAUUUAAUACAAAAAGAGAAAUGUAAUUCUAUCCACUUCA